AUGACGGUGAACAACUCACCCAGUACAAGAGUUGGAGAUAUUGAACAUAUAAGUCACCUGUCUGAACAUAUUGGUUCACUAUGUCUGUCAUCAGAAUACUCAGAUGUGACGCUAAUAGUGGAAGGACAGCGUAUCCCUGCCCACAAGGUUAUACUUGCGGCAAGCAGUGACUACUUUAGAGCUUUGUUGUAUGGAGGAAUGAGAGAGGCCAAUCAGGCUGAAGUUGAGUUGCAAGCACCUCUGCAGGCUUUCAAGGCACUUCUUAGAUAUGUUUAUUCCGGUCACAUGGGCUUGUCUGUGCUCCGUGAGGACACCGUGCUGGACAUGUUAGGCCUGGCGCACCAGUUCAACUUCCAGGAGCUGGAGGCCGCCAUCUCCGACUAUUUGCGGCAGGUGCUCGCUCUACGGAAUGUCUGCGCCGUGCUGGACGCGGCAAGACUCUAUGGCCUGGAAGCAUUGAUGGACUACUGCUACAACUUCUUGGAUAGAAAUGCCACAGAAGUCCUUCAGCAUGAUUCAUUUUUGCAACUGUCUGUUGAGGCACUUCAAGGUCUACUUGAACGUGACUCAUUCUUCGCGCCAGAGGUGGACAUCUUCAAAGCGGUGUGCAGCUGGUUCAACGCGAACCAGCAGUGGGUCAAGUCAGCGAGUGGAAUGAUGCAAGUUGAAAAGAUCCUGAAGUGCGUGCGCCUGACGCUGAUGAGCCUGGAGGAGCUGCUGACGGUGGUGCGUCCCUUCUCGUUGGUGACGCCCGACAUGCUGCUGGACGCCAUACAGGAGAAGACGCAGACCAAGAGCACCGAGCUGCGCCACCGCGGGAUGCUGCUGCCGGAGGAGAACGUGGCGACGCCGAAGCGGGGCGCGCGCGUGCUGAGCGGCGACAUGCGGUCGGCGCUGCUCGACGGCGACACGGACACGUACGACAUGGAGCGCGGCUACACGCGGCACACGAUCAGCGACGCGGCCGACAACCCCGGCAUCCUGGUGCGCCUCGCCACCACCACCAUCCUCAACCACAUCCGGCUGCUGCUCUGGGACCGCGACAACAGGUCGUACGCGUACUACAUCGAGGUGUCCGUCGACCAGAAGGACUGGGUGCGUGUGAUCGACCACAGCACCUACUUUUGCCGCUCGUGGCAGAACCUGUACUUUGAGCCCAGGGUUGUGCAGUACAUCAAGCUGGUCGGCACCAGCAACACCGUCAACAGGGUGUUCCACGCAGUGGCGCUGGAGGCGAUGUACACCGCCCGCGUGCCGCCGCUCUGCAACGGGCUCGUGCAGCCCACGCACAACGUAGCCACCGUGGAGCUGUCGGCGGUCGUCAUGGAGGGCAUCAGCCGUUCGCGCAACGCCUUGCUGAACGGGGACACGGAGCACUACGACUGGGAGCAGGGCUACACUUGCCACCAGCUCGGCUCAGGCGCGAUAGUGGUGCAGCUUGCGCAGCCCUACAUGCUCUCCUCCAUCCGGAUGCUGCUGUGGGACUGCGACUACCGCCACUACUCGUUCUACGUGGAGACCUCGCUCAACUACUGGACCUGGGAAAUGGUCGCCGACCGCACGAGGGACCACUGCAGGUCCUGGCAGGUGAUUUACUUCUCGCCAAGGCCCGUCUCCAUCAUACGCAUCGUCGGCACGCACAACUCUGUCAAUGAGGUGUUUCACCUGGUGCACCUGGAGUGCCCCGCGCAGGUGGAGGAGGUGCGCGACGACCCCGGUGCCAAGAAGCAGCGCAACGAACGCAACGAACGCAGCGAACGCAACGAACGCAACGAACGCAGCGAACGCACCGAACGCAGCGAACGCAACGAACGCAGCGAACGCAACGAACGUCGUGACCGUGGCGAGCGCGAUUACGCGCGUGCCCAUUCCUCUGGUGGCAGCAUGAGUCCAGAGCGCGGUAGGGCCGCAUCGCCCGCUGGCUCGGCCCAGUCUGCUGGCUCGGCGCAGUCUGCUGGCUCAUUAGGUUCAGCCGGCUCGGCUGGCUCAGCUGGCUCGACCAGUUCGCGGCGUAGCAUACCGCCCGCGGAGACAGCCAAGGAAGCGGCCGAGGGCUACGAGGAA
This is a messenger RNA of Iphiclides podalirius (scarce swallowtail), 2064 nucleotides long. The record is from the annotation of a GenBank genome assembly. NCBI's taxonomy places the organism in Eukaryota, Metazoa, Arthropoda, Insecta, Lepidoptera, Papilionidae.